This is a messenger RNA of Rhagoletis zephyria (snowberry fruit fly), 2617 nucleotides long. RefSeq names its product synaptonemal complex protein 1. Gene Ontology annotation, cellular component: centrosome. Gene Ontology annotation, biological process: regulation of cilium assembly. Lineage: Eukaryota; Metazoa; Arthropoda; Insecta; Diptera; Tephritidae. The record is from RefSeq and is a predicted model, not a curated record.
AGGUACACAGUCACCUCAUUUAUAGCUAGAACUUCUGCCUGAUAAAUGCUGCAGUGGUCCGGAAUUCGGACGGAUAAUUCCAGUCCUAAUUCUGUAGAAAAAACUCAGUAGCCAACCCGGCUGUCUAGCUUGGAUCCAUUCGUGUAAAAAUUUAUUUCUCCACUUAACAUUCUCUUAAAAAGGAAUCUCCACAGCUUUGUAAAUUAGCUGGGAGAUUGCGAGUAGCCUAUGUGUCCUUGAAAGGAGAAUUACCUCAGUUCCGCGACCCCUACUCUCUGCCCACUUUCUAAGCGUGGCAAUAUUUUAGCGCAGAAUGUCCAUUAGAGUCAACACCAAAAUCUUCUAAGGCACCCGUUAUGGCGCUUACAUUGAUGUUGUUGAAAGCAGCUUCCAUGUCUACAAAAUCAACCAAAGCAUACUCCUGCCUAAGCGAUUCCUCGCUACCCAUUUUCCAAUUUCUCGUUUUUGCCAGGACUUCGUAACAUUAGUCCAUUGGAAAUACGCGCAAGAUCGUUUUUAAAAUACAUUGGCACGAUUAUUAUAAAUGGCUGGAGAGAUAUGUGUCCGCACAUUCUUUGCUCCUCGACCAAAAAUACUUGAAAACAAAAGAUAAGCAAUCAUUUUAUAUUAAUCACAUCAUUCAAGUUUGUUGUCGUUUCAAAUAAUUUUUUGGAUAUUGAAUGAAAGAGUUUUGAAAAAUUUUCUGUUGGUAAAUACAGUCCCAAUUUUUAAAUAAAAAAUUGCAAUUCGCACAGACAAGCGUAAGAGUAACAGCCAUAUUGUACGCCUCUUUGUAGAAAGUCAACCCUUUCAGAAAGGCGACAAAUGAAUCGAAAUAGUCAAAAUUUGGAGUUUACUCAAAAGUUAAGUGCGAAACCAGGAGAAUGUCUAGAGCGGCGUUCCCAUCCCUAUUUCAAGUUAACACGACCGACAUGUGCCUCCGGCGGCGACAUGGCCACCGCUUCAGAGAGCUUGCCUUGCAAUUCCAAGAAUUCCAGUUAUCAAAGUUUAAGUUACAAAAGUGAUCCGUCGGAGGAGCAAUCCGAAGAUGCCAUUCAAAUAGAGGAUUCGCAAGCUAUUAACGCCGCAACGAGCGAUGUGAGCAAUUCUCUCGAGUUGAGAUCAUCAUGCCAUGCCACUGGUAAGCGAAAGUCUAAGCAUUGUGAAGUCGCUUCGAAAUUGAAAGCUGAAUUAUCCAAGUACAAAAAAGAGUUGAAAGAGUAUAAUAACACAACAAAAGAUUUGGAGGAGAAAUAUAUGAAAAUCAAUUUUGAAUUGAAUGAAAUGCAGCGGAAACACGAUCGCUUCGUCGCCAACCGCAAAUGCAAAAAAGAAACGAAUGCCUAUUCGGACAGCAGCAGCAGCAGCAGCACCGGCUCGGAGUUCUCGCUGAAGCGAAAGUACACACAAAUAUUUCAUCGGGGCAGCAGUUUCAUGACCAUGCUGCCACCCGAUUGUACCACAUCGAAUGAAAAUAUCGAAAAUGAAUGCACUAUGCAGGCGGAAGGCGUAGCAGCAGUUACGCUUAGAAAACGCAAACUAACAUCGGCAUCCGAGUAUUCCAGCUUGCGACUGCAAAAUAGUCAAAUGCCACAGAAACGUACGUCAAAGCGUAAAUCGCUUAACAAGGAGAACGAAGCGCCACACCACCCAAUAACACGCGCUACGGAGAAAUUCAAUCCACGUGACCAAGCGGCGGGUCUCAAGGACAUCUACAAUGUGUUGAAGAAUGUUUUGGACAACAAUCAGAAGACGCAUAGUCUGAGCAAGAGCGCCGACCUAAAAGCGAUGCAGUCGACCAUUGUGAAUCUGCAAAAUGAACAGAUGCAAUUCCGCAACAUAAUUAAACAGCAACACAACUGCCUACAGGAUUACCAUACUCGCUGCAUCAAGGCGCAGCAUAUAAUGCAAGUGCAGCAAAUAGAAAUCGAGAAGCUCAACUCGAAUAAUCAUCAGCUCGAAACGGAAAUUAGCACAGGCAUCGAUCAGUUGCGUCACAAGAUCGAUUCCAAGUUGCGCGAUGUGUCGCACCUGCCGCAAAUUGUACGCGACGAGCAAUCCAAGUGCGAGAAGUUGCACAAAGAGAAUAAUGCGCUGGCCGAACGAGUGCGUUCGCUGCAGGUCGAGGCGAGUCAGUUGAAAAUUAAAAUGGAAGAAUUGGCACGCCGCAAAGUGAUGACCAUUAAUCGUUUAAAGGCAGCAGAUCGUGAUCUCAAAAUUUUCAAAAACUACAAUACAGCACUAAAGCAUGAGAAGCAAAAGCUGGCCGAGGAGCUGCAGAAAGUGAAAGAUCAAUUGGAUAGCGUGCAGAAUACGAACAAGCGAACGUUGGCGCGUCAGCGUGAGCAGACGGAGAAGCAGCGUAGAGAUUUGCAGAAGCGCGUCUUCGAACUUGAAUUGAAGCUGAAUCGUAGUCAGAAUUCAACGACGAGCUUAAUUCAGGAGCGAGAUAGCUUAAUUGCCGAGCUGCAGACACAACUGAACACACUGGUGCACAAUUUCGAGGUGUCGCAGAAGCACAUUCGAGUGCUGCGGCGGCAUAUCUACGCCAUGUCUGGCGGCAAUGUGCGCUGUCCCAAUUUGUUCAAUGAGAAUAUGUAAGGAUGGGCGCAGGCAG